This is a messenger RNA of Coregonus clupeaformis (lake whitefish), 2325 nucleotides long. It is a transcript of the gene ddb2, whose product is annotated as damage-specific DNA binding protein 2. The coding region runs from base 589 to 2184 and encodes 531 amino acids. The record is from RefSeq and is a predicted model, not a curated record. The transcript has 13 exons. Gene Ontology annotation, cellular component: Cul4-RING E3 ubiquitin ligase complex; nucleus. Gene Ontology annotation, biological process: response to UV; DNA repair. Lineage: Eukaryota; Metazoa; Chordata; Actinopteri; Salmoniformes; Salmonidae. Gene Ontology annotation, molecular function: damaged DNA binding; protein binding.
UAUAGACAGUCUGGUCUCAUAGACUAGAUGCACGGUGUCACUUUGUAGACAGAGAAUACAUCUUAUUGGACUUGGAGGAGGGUUUUGGAGGGUCCAAAUAAUUUAAAAAAUAUAUACUAAUAAAACAUCAAUACUAUACAUACUAUAGACAGUCUGGUCUCAUUGACUAGAUGCAAGGUGUCACUUUGGUGGGUUGUGGAGGGUCCAAAUUAAAAAAAUACAAACAAAACAUCUAAAAAUGUCAUACAAAAUCUACAAAUUCUUCUUCAUUAUCCCCCACGUUGCUGCACCUCUGCUUCUGGGAGGAUCCAAGUGUGGCCACAGAGCGGACUCCUCCAUCUUAUCCCACCAACUCUGUAAAUCCACCAGGCCCCACAAUGCAUCCUCCACACCACUGCAGUAACAGCCAUAUCUUCAGGUCACAAAGCUUCAGUACUAUCUGAAUGUGUUGAAUUACCAUCCAGCAUCCUGUGGCAACGUCAAUGUGAAACCGUAUUGGCCCGUGAUCACCACCAACCCGUGAUCACCACCAACCCGUGAUCACCACCAACCCGUGAUCACCACCAACCCGGCUCCAGAGCGGUAGCCAUGGACACCCACUCUUUGCUCAAGAUCAACGAAAGGAGAUUUGGAAGGAUCCCAUUUACACAGUCAGAAAUGGCACGGGCAAAGAAGGCUCCUUCAGAAGCAUCUAAGUCGAAGCAGAAGUCGAGGAAGCAGGAUGGAGAAACCUCUGGGGCUGCAGGACAAACCAUCACCGAGAAGCUACGGCAAAAGAUGGACGGGAAGACCACAUUGAAAACAGGGCCUGUUUUCCCAACCACCAUGACCAAAGGUUCAGUUCAGAAGAGAAGUGGACCAGGAAGCAUCCUGCACUACAUUUACCAGAGUACACUGGGGCAGAGCCUUCAUUCUCAGAUGAGACAGUGUCUCCAGGAGCCGUUUGUGCGUUCCCUGUCCUCCUAUAAGCUCCACCGUACAGCCAGUCCCUUCGACCGGCGGGUCACCUGUCUGGAGUGGCACCCCACGCACCCCACCGUCCUGGCGGUCGGCUCCAAGGGAGGAGACAUAGUCCUCUGGGACUACAGCGUGCUCAACAAGACCAGCUUCAUACAAGGGAAAGGAGCCGGGGACUUUAUUGGGGGGAUGAAGUUUAGCCCGACGGACCCGUCCAAGGUCUAUCUGGCGUCCGGUGAUGGUACACUGACCGUGCAGAGCUUUCAGGGCGGUCCAGCAACGGUUCUGUCCGGAGUCCAGGACUGUGGACAUGAUCACCACAAUGUCUGUCUGUGGUACUGCUGUGUAGAUGUGUCGUUGAGCAGACAGAUGCUGGUGACAGGAGACAACAUAGGACGAGUCUUAUUGCUGGGCAUUGAUGGACACCAGAUCUUCAACGAGAAGUUGCACAAGGCUAAAGUGACCCAUGCUGAAUUCAACCCUCGUUGCGAUUGGUUGAUGGCGACAGCGUCUGUUGACCACACGGUGAAGCUAUGGGACCUGCGGAACAUCAAAGACAAGAACAGUUUCCUCCACGAGAUGGUUCAUGACAAAGCUGUUAACUCGGCCUACUUUAACCCAGUGGACUGCUCCAAGCUUCUGACCACUGACCAGUAUGACCAGAUCAGGGUGUACUCCUCUUCUGAUUGGUCAACUCCUCAGCAGAUUAUCCAGCACCCACACAGACAGUUUCAGCACCUCACACCGAUCAAGGCCUCGUGGCACCCCCUCUAUGACCUGAUGGUGGUUGGGCGGUACCCUGAUGAGAGGGUGUGUCCAGGUGCCCUGAGGACCAUCGAUAUCUACGACGCCAACACGGGAGAGCUGGCAUGCCAACUACUGGACCACAACGCCCCUGGGAUCAUAUCGGUCAACAAGUUCAAUCCAAUGGGAGAUGUUUUAGGAUCUGGAAUGGGAGUGAACAUCCUAGUGUGGAACAGAGGUGAGACGUUGGCUGGUAAGCAGCAGAGAGGAGAGCUACAACAGGAAGCAGGAGUCCAGGUUGGCAGAGAUAGAGGCCAGCGGGGGAGAAGGCGGGAGGCUCGGAGGGGGGGGAGACGGGGGGAGGAUGAGGACGACAUUGGGAAGCUGAAGAAGAAGCUGUCUUCCCUGGAAGAGUCCUCCUCCUCGGGGACCAGAACAUCCAGGCAGCACAACAGCCAGACACAAAAGGGUCAAAAGAAAUAAUCAGGGAGAAGGAGAGAGGUCGUUGUUUUGUGAUGUUGGUUAUGUCUAUGACAUUGUCAUAUACGGGUAACUGCCAAAAUAAAGGAAACACCAACAUAAAGUGUUUUAAUAGGGCGUUGGGCCACCACGAGCCAGAACGGA